UGGCAUCACACAUCGUUUAGCUGUGCUCACGAACAAUUCAAAAUGAAGUGCUUUGCUGUUCUCGCUACCCUUUUGGUCGCCGAUAUGGCCACGGCUCAAUACGGUUAUCAAGGCUACCCCUUGCCGUUGGCUCGAUCUGGACUGGCCUACAAGACGGUGUCAUCCUUGAGCCAUCCCGGAGCCCAAGCCGUCGUGGCUGGACCCGCUCCCGUGGUGAGGAUCAAUGCUCCUUCCCAUUAUGAGAACUUGGCCGCACCCCUGGCCUACAACAGCCCCGUUGUGGCUGGCGCCCCUGUUGUCGCCGAAGUUGCUCCUCUGCCCGUCCCUUCGCCCGCCAACCCUUUGUCCAGCUCCCAAUACCAUUCUCAGGAUGAGUUCGGCAACUACGAGUACGGUUACAACAACAUCAACAGUGCCAAGCAAGAGCGAGGAAACGCUUUGGGAGGAGUCGAGGGCUCUUACUCCUAUGUGGAUGGUCAUGGUCUUCCCCAAAAAGUGAACUAUGUGGCUGAUGAUUAUGGCUUCCGUGUGUCCGGCUCCAAUGUGGUGGCUUCCCCAGCGACUUUGGGCCGCAAGAAGAGGCAAGUGGCUCCUUUGGCUUAUGCCGCUCCUUACAAUUCGCCCAUUGCUCCCGCUGCUUAUGCUGGAUACGCCCCUUAUGCCCCCAUUGCCGCUCCUGUUGCUCCUGUGGCUUACGCCACUCCUGUGGUUUCCGCCCCUGCUUCCCGCAAGGCCAUCCUGACCACGACUCAAUUGAACCCUACCCACGCCGUCUCCUAUCGUGUGGACUAAAUCUACCAAAGCAUCUCAUUUUUUCAAAUCUAGUUAUCGAGUAAUCGCGUCUGUAGACGGAGACUCAACUUGUCGGCACAGAACAUAGUCGAUGUGUGAACAAUCCAAAAUCAAAAAUAAAGCUAAACAACUU
This is a messenger RNA of Tigriopus californicus, 925 nucleotides long. Its product is annotated as cuticle protein 8-like. The record is from RefSeq and is a predicted model, not a curated record. Gene Ontology annotation, cellular component: chitin-based extracellular matrix. The coding region runs from base 43 to 792 and encodes 249 amino acids. The transcript has 2 exons. Lineage: Eukaryota; Metazoa; Arthropoda; Copepoda; Harpacticoida; Harpacticidae. Gene Ontology annotation, molecular function: structural constituent of chitin-based larval cuticle.